This is a messenger RNA of Chara braunii, 2306 nucleotides long. Lineage: Eukaryota; Viridiplantae; Streptophyta; Charophyceae; Charales; Characeae. The record is from the annotation of a GenBank genome assembly.
GCGGCCACAAAGUACCUCACACAAUCCAGCGACUUACCCAGCAGCAGAUGCGACCAUGCGUGAUCAGAGGCUCAUGUUGCGGACGCCAAUGAAGCAGAGGCGUAGGAACGAGGAUGGGGUCGGGCAGAUAAUGCGAGAAGAGGAGGAAGGGGAGGUUGAAUUUUUUGUCGUUGCAACCUCAGCUAGUAACGCUGUGACGCAGGGCUUUUUUACUCAGGGUCCUCUGCCGCCUCCUCCAGGGAUGCACGAAGUAACACGGGCAGGCCAGCCGUCGAGCAGCAGAGCGGUGUCGGCUGUAAUUAGGCAUCAGCUGGUUCUGCUGUGCUUCAUGAUCACCCCCCAGGGCUCUAAAUUCAUGGCUAGGCGUACCGACAAGGGACACCUUGCUAUCCCAACAGUUGCUGUUAGCACAUCACCAACUACUAAGGAGGCAAUCAAAGCGGUGGCUGCAACUUUUAUUGCGGAUCGAUUUCCUUUUCGCCUCAUCCCAGGCAUCAGAAUUGGACGCAAAACGGUGGCAGCAGCAAUAGGGGGACAUUUUUCGGUUGGUAUGCUUGAUGUUAAAAUGAGCCUGGAGACUGCAGCAUUGCUGGCAACUCAGGGUGUAGUGUGGCUGCCGUCUACCUGCCUUGCCUCCUCAACAUCAGACGAGCUACAGGAUACUUAUCUCACUGAGGAUGUUAAUGCCAAAUGGGUGGCGGAGUUCUGCAAUUCUCUGGCUACAGAUAAGCAACCAUACUCUGCAGGCUUCCGAAGCCUCUUGCUGGCACCAUGGGGUGCCCCUCCUGAGGUGGACGCAGCUAGGAGACCGAGGCAGCCAAGGCAACCUGCAGAAGAGGAGCAGCGGAUCCAAUUAACCACCGCACAGGUCCCUUCUCAUGAACUGUCUGGGCCCCUGCAACAGACACCAGAGGAGGCUGUGCAAUCUUGCUGCACAAGAACCUCGAGGCGGAGAUUUUGGAGCAGGAAUGGGAUAUUUGGGGCCGCUGGGCAUGGAAUCCAGAUUGGAAUGGAAAAGUGGACAUUGAUGACGAUAUACGCACCAGCUGAUCCUGUGGAGCGGAGAUCUUUUCUCCAGGAACUUCCCGCAAUUGUCCCAGACGACGAUAACAUGGUAUUUGCUGGUGACUUUAACGUCACGCUGGUCCCAGGUCUAGAUUCACCUGAAGUGGCCCCCAGGAAAACUGAUGCGGCAAUGCUCAGCAGCUUUAUUACGAUGCGAGGUUUAUCAGACGCCUUCCAAACUACACACCCGAUGGAGCCUAACUUCACAUGGUUUUCUUCGCAGCGAACCGGUGAUAGACCAGCACCUAAGCGAAGGCUUGACCUUAUGUUGGUCAAGGGGGCGCCUUGGGAAGCCUUGACAACGAUCUCUUGCUCUAUUGAAUCGCUGUCGGACCAUCGGCCUCUCACCGCAUCCUUUCAGCUGGCGGCUAACUUGGCCCGUGGGCCAGGGACCUUCCUUUUGAAUACGGACCUGCUAAACCUACCAGGGGUUACAGAUUGGAUUGCUGCACAUUGGAGGGACUGGCAACAAACAAGGCACACAUUCGACUCGAAAGGGGAUUGGCUACAAAUGGGCUUCCGGAUAGUUACGAGGGCACUUGAUGCUUUCUCAAGGAUGCAGGCAAGGCAUAGAAGACAGCAAGAGGAGUGUCGUAACAUGGUGGCAGAGGCUGAGGCGGAGCUCGAAGAAAGGCCGUUGGCUGAACUUUAUUGGCAGCACCGCAGAGACCGGUGGCUGCAAAAGCUAGAGGAUCUUCAGGUAGAGCAGCAGAUUCUGUGGGCCAAGAAAGCUCAAGAAAAAAGAAUGAUCACAGGGGAUCGAUUAUCCAAGGAGACCUGCCAACGAUUGUGCCCACCCCGAGCGCAUGCAUUGAUAAGGGAGUUUCAGCACCCCUUCUUUGUUGAGGCCCCAACUGCCAAGGAUUCCACUGCGAUGGGCGAGUAUGCUAGAGAUAUCCUUACCAGCAGGAGACAUCCGGGCCGUAAUUUACAGCAGCUGAGGGUCGAGCAUGACAUGUGGCGACAUACGCAAGCGAAGUUGACGGUGGAGGCAAGGCUUCUACUUGACCGGCCUAUAACACUUGAGGAGCUAUGGGAGGCUAUCAAGAGUAUGGCUCACGGCAAGAGCCCGGGAUCAGACGGCCUGCCUGUAGAGUUCUACGAGGCGAUUUGGGAUCAUGUUGGGCCUGACUUGCUCUCGCUCUACAAUCAUGUUUUGGAAGGGGGGGCCUUGACUGCAGACAUGAAGCUGGGAUUAUCACCCUGAUUUAUAAGAAGGGUGAUAAAUCCAACAUACGGAA